Messenger RNA from Exophiala mesophila, 1963 nucleotides. Its product is annotated as queuine tRNA-ribosyltransferase, variant. Bases 370 to 1419 code for a protein of 349 amino acids. Lineage: Eukaryota; Fungi; Ascomycota; Eurotiomycetes; Chaetothyriales; Herpotrichiellaceae. Gene Ontology annotation, cellular component: cytosol. The record is from RefSeq and is a predicted model, not a curated record. Gene Ontology annotation, molecular function: tRNA-guanosine(34) queuine transglycosylase activity. The transcript has 6 exons.
CAACUCCAACGACGCCAAUCUUCUUCGGCGACAUAAUUAAUUUUCCUACUCGACAUCAGCAAAUGCAUACCACAAUUAAUUGUAGGGAUACACCUGACAACCUACGGACAAACAAACCCUAGUAUCUUCCACCACUUGAGACCUCACUUGAGACCUCAAUUCUGACGGGCUUUGACAACUAAAAUCCAACGUUCGCGAGACCUGCGCCUGUGGAAGGGCUGACUGGUUCAACUAAACGUGGAGACUCUCAUCCCAAUUCAACCCACCUUACCCAGACAAUUCGGCUUGUUGCAGUAGGGGAGGGGUCGAAGACUUGCAGACUACACUGCAGACUGACGCUCUUACCAUCGUCUAUCUCACCGACUGCAUAUGCGCUUGACCAGCGGUGCGAUCAACGUUCGAGCCAACAUCUUCCACACCGCUAAAGCCAUCACCACCCGGCCCCAUCUCGCCAGACCAUAUGCAUUCCCAGUGUCGAUCAGAUACACUAGCACCAUGUCCACCAUGUCCUCUUCUUCAGUCACCGAACCGCACACACGUCAACCCUCAGCCCUAACGUUUGACCUUCAUGGUCGCUGUUCUGCAUCCAAAGCCCGUGCCUCUACCCUCCAUCUUCCCCAUGGCUCUGUGCAACUCCCGAUUUUCAUGCCUGUCGCCACCCAGGCAUCGCUCAAAGGCCUCACCCCAGAACAGUUGGAAGAUACAAGUUGCAAAUUAUGCUUGAAUAAUACCUAUCAUCUGGGUCUCAAGCCAGGACAGAAUGUUCUGGACCUGGUUGGAGGGGCCCACAAGCUCCAGGGUUGGAAUUACAACAUCCUGACCGACAGUGGUGGUUUCCAAAUGGUGUCGUUGCUCAAACUGGCAAGAGUUACAGAAGAAGGUGUCCGCUUCUUGAGUCCCCAUGAUGGAUCUCCCAUGCUUCUCACCCCGGAACACUCCAUGUCCCUCCAGAAUUCAAUCGGUUCCGACAUCAUGAUGCAACUCGACGAUGUCAUUCAAACCACCUCUCCUGACCAUGCCCGCAUGAAAGAAGCCAUGGAACGCUCUGUCCGUUGGCUCGACAGAUGCAUCGUCGCCCACAAGAAACCCGAGACCCAGAAUCUCUUCUGCAUCAUCCAGGGCGGGCUGGACCUUGACUUGCGACGGCAAUGUACCGUUGAAAUGCUCCAACGAGAUACACCAGGUAUCGCCAUUGGAGGUCUGUCUGGCGGCGAGGCCAAGGCAGACUUUUGUAAAGUGGUUGAUACCUGUACUGACCUCCUGCCGGAGAACAAACCCAGAUAUGUCAUGGGAAUUGGCUAUCCAGAAGACAUUGUCGUCGCAGUCGCGCUAGGAGCCGACAUGUUCGAUUGUGUGUGGCCAACAAGAACAGCAGUGAGUGAACAACUUAUCCACCAAACCCCCUACCACCAUUAUUGACACUCAUUAACUCUCCUCUCUUCCCAUCCUCUAGCGCUUCGGCAAUGCCAUCACUGCCAAUGGCGUCCUCAACCUCAAACACUCACGCUACGCCGAAUCCUUCUCUCCCAUCGAGCCCGACUGUACAUGUACAUGCUGUCGUCCGCAAGAGUCCGGCGGACUGGGUAUCACGCGUGCCUAUAUCUACCAUCUGGCCGCCAAAGAGACCGUCGGCGCUCACCUCCUCACCAUGCACAACGUCCACCACAUGCUUAACCUUAUGAACCGCGUAAGGACGGCCAUCAUCGAAGAUCGCUACCCGCAGUUUGUCAAGACCUUCUUCGACUCAUACUUUAAUGGCCAGAGACCGCCAGACUGGGCUAGAGAAGCGUUGAAGGGUGUCAACAUUGAGAUAUAGACAUCGAUCUGGGUUUAGACUUAGAUUUCUAAAAUCUAGAUACAUAGAGAGGUCAAAUCAACCCUAUCACCGUUCCCUGUCUCUUCUAGACACGUCAUCUAAUGCCUUGACCAAAGAAUAAACAAGCCUAAGCAGCGGAGUAUGGAC